Messenger RNA from Cyclospora cayetanensis, 3351 nucleotides. RefSeq lists its product as uncharacterized. Bases 1 to 3351 code for a protein of 1116 amino acids. The transcript is spliced from 9 exons. Gene Ontology annotation, molecular function: protein binding. NCBI's taxonomy places the organism in Eukaryota, Apicomplexa, Conoidasida, Eucoccidiorida, Eimeriidae. The record is from RefSeq and is a predicted model, not a curated record.
AUGAAACCCGUCGCUCCAGGUGAUGUCGGGGCACAACUACCCGUAGUUGUCUCCCCGCCCCUGAAAGGAUAUUCAGUUAGAAAGGAUUCAGGUCGUCAAACUAAGCGUGUUCGUAUUCCUGGAUCAUGCAUCGCAGGGACUUCAGCUACAAGUGACCGUGACAUCCAAAUCCUUUUGGGGCAGGGAUUCUGCGCCAGCAUGUGUCCACAACACCUCAGGACUUCACUGCUCCCGGGGGCAUCUGCCCGCCGCGACAGCAGUGGACGGCUCUCUGGGUGCCCGAAACAGCCAAUUUGGCAGCCGCAGCAACCCAAGGAAGCAAAGCAGCGGCAAGACCUGCAGCAACAGCUGCGCCAGCUGAAACAGAAGACUGAGUUUGGGGGGGCGACAGUUGAGCAGACCAUCCUACCCACACCAGAGGCUGAAGCUCUGGGAGACCUCGACAUUGAACCCCCAUUGGAUAUUUGCCCCAGCGAAGGAGGCUUUCCUCCUCCGCUGCUGCAACAAACGGUUGUCAUGGCCGAUGCUGAUGCUUCACAAGCAACACCAUCGACCACACCGGAUUUGUACCAGCAGCUGCCUCAGCCUCACUUCUGCCUGCCGCCUCCAGCCCCUGAUGGGGAACACGGCCGGAGCGCCUCCCAGAAGAGCGAAACAGGUGAAAAGGAGAGUUUGUGGCCCCCCCUCUCUAGGGUCUCCAACGAUGGCAAGAAGCAAAAGCAGCAACAACAUCAGCAGCGAACAAAGCCGAAGAAGGGGGUGGCGGCUCGGCAGCAGCAGGAGACAGAAGCAAAAAAUGCUUUCAGCAGCCCAUCCCCCUGUAGAGCCCCUCCUUCAUCUCCUGCAUCAGCGGCCCCCGCGGAUGGCGAAAACACCACUGGUAGCGCUAUCACGCCGGCAGCUGGAGCAGCGUCUGCAGCAGCAGCAGCAGCCUCCACGGAGCCUUCGGCGGGUGUGAGAGCUCCACCUGGUCUCAGUGGCCCUGAUGUGCAGAGCGCUUUGCUUAGGGCAUCUUUCCUAGGGAGAACAGACAUCGUUCGGCUCUGCUUGGAGCGGGGUGCGUCGCCUGCUGCAGCCGAUUCAAUCGGCAGGACGCCGCUUCACUACGCAGCAGCGACUGGGGUUGCCCAAGCGGUUUCUUUGCUUCUCAAGUAUGCAGCGCACCCAAAGCAGCAGCAGCAGGAAGGGCAGGGUGCUGCUGCGCUCGUGGACAUCUCUGAUAAGAAGCGCUGGACGCCGUUGCUCAUAGCGGUCACUAAGGAGCACGUCCCUUGCGUGCGGCUUCUCCUGGACGCAGGAGCGAAUCCCAAACACCUUUUGUGUCACCGCUGUGCCCCCUGCAGAGGCAGCGGCGGGGCAGCUACCGUCGUUGCUGCUGCCGCUGACACGGCAGACGCUGCUGCUGCUGCUGCUGACACGGCGGGACUGGAAGGAAAGCAAGGGACACCGACUGCAAGCGCUGCGGAAGUAGUCACUAUAAAAGGAGACACUUCGGGUCGUGGGAGCGAAAAGCAGACGGCGCACCUCGACAGUGGCAGCAGUAAUAGCACAGGCGGCGGAGGGGUCCCUCUCCAGACAUGGAGCUCUGCCAUUCACUUUGCUGCAAUCAAAGGCAACAUCCCGAUUUCCGAGCUGUUGUUGCAGCACGGGAGCACUGUUAACGACCUCGACUCGGACGCUCGGCCUCCGCUUCAUUAUGCGGCAUGCAGAGACAAGCCCGACUACGUUCGAUGGCUCCUCCAGCACGGGGCUCGGCCGGACUUGUUGGAUAUUAACCAGCGGGGGGCAUUUCACGCAGUUGCGACGCGGGGUAAUCUGCAGGUGGUGCAGCUUCUUCUCGAAGCCACUCCACCUAAGACACUUCUGCGGCUGCUUCUGCAGCAAGACGCCUGGGGGCUCACCGCCGAGGCUCUCGCGAAGUUGCAUGGACACCGCUCAAUGGAGCUAAAGAAGGCAAAGCUUGUUCGCGCAGUGCAGCGCCUCGGCACUCUACCGUGCCUCAAGGCAUAUCAACAGACCCUGAUGAUCCAAGCACUUGGAGGAAUGCUGGUUGCGGACGGGAGCCGCCGCAAGACGGCGGGGGGAGUCUUCUUCACGGUCUUGGGUGAAUUUGCGAAGGAGGGGCAAAUAUCCAGAGAGGAUCUUGCGUUUGUUAACGCUGAAGACUGCGAGACCCGAAAAGCCGUCAAGCGCAGGACCCGCCACUCCCUGGAGACGGCCACCAGGGGCCCUGUUCCAGCUCGCGUCUCGGAAGACACCGCUGUCUUGUUACAGCAACAGCAGCGACAACCACGGCAACAGCGUCCGUCGCCACAGCAGCAGCAGCGACAGAAUCACCAGCGACCGCAGCAGCGCCAACCACAACAUCUGCAGCGACAGCCGCAACAACAGCUGCGUCAGCUGGAGGAACCGGCUUCAGCUGCAUCGUCCACCUCUGCCUCGUCAUACACCUCUCUUGUUGCGGCGAUUGCAAACGAAGCCGUGCACUCCACACCCCAGUCUACCCCCAGCAGCAGCAACAGCAACUCUGCGGAUACGAGUGUGAUUGCUGCACAGCAGCAGCCAUUUCAAUUUCCGCUGUACCCCAUCAGUCCUUAUUGGCCUAUGGGAUUCCCGGGGCCUCUCUCUCCUCCCCCCAAUAUGUGUAGACCCAACAGCAACGGUUGGAAUGCCGUUGUCGCGAUGCAGCAGCAGCAGCAGCUAGCGGCAGCAAUGGCUGCCUCCUCCGCUCUUAAUUUUUCGGCGCCGUCCAUGUCACUGCAUCAGGCGGUCGCUGCUGCGCAGCAACAGCAGCAUCUGCAGCAAGCUGCCCUGGCUGCUGCAGGGUUUCCGCCUGCGCUGAAGCCGCAGAAUAACCAGCAGCAGCAGCGACGUUCUGCUGCGGCAUUCUCCACAAAAUCCAAGCGGCAGCAAGCGCUAAACUGUGCAGCAGCCGAAGGGGCAGCCGUGGAUAUCCCAAUGGAAAGCGUAGGAGAGCAGACUACCAAGGCAAAUAGGAGUGGCAAGAAUGAGCAGCAACAAAGAAAGCAGCAGACUCCGACGCAAACAGAGACGCAAAUAUUGCUGGAACGCAUUCACCAGCAGCAACUCCAAUUGCGGCAACAGCAACUGCAGCUGGAGCAGCUACAGCAGCAGCAAGAGCAGCAGCAGCGGCAGGCAGUCCCACAGAGAGGUGCCCCGGGCAUGAAUGGACAGGGGAGUGCGCAGGGGGAGUUUAAAGCAAACAGCGGUGCACUCGGGGGCCUGGAAAGCCAAAGUAGUAAAUGCACUGCACCGUCUACACAUGGUUGGGAACCUCGUUCCAAAUCUCAUGUCAACCAGAAAAGUGGCACGUUUCCUGGGCGCUUGUGA